CCCUUUUCCGUUUUAUUGACGCCUUGGUCGUUUCCUACCCCCGUCAUUCGUUUACCAUCACUAUGAAGCUCCAAGCUUUGGCCGCUCUUUUGACCCUCAUCAGCGUGACGAACGCGCGCGAGUUCAAGGGACGCCAUGCUCACCUCAACAAGCGACAGGCUCCCGCCAGCUCGUCUACGACUGCAACCUCGGCGGCGGGCGCUACCUCGAGCAGUACAUCUGCUACCGGCGCUGCUACCAGCGCUGCCACCAGUGCUGCCACCAGCGCUGCCGGCGCCGCGACCAGCGCCGCUGCAGCGCCCGUUGGCACGUAUGCGGCAACCGACAUUCUUCCUUUGAGUUCGAUAACGUCUGGCAUGCCGACGCUCCCAACGCUGGCCGUCCCCACGACGUUCAGUGCCGGCGCCUCGCCUCCAGUCUCGGGCGCCCCUGUUCUGCCCACUCCCUUCGUAUUCAAGCCCGGAACGUGGCCGGCUCAGGACAAGGUGCCUGAGACUGAUACUGAUGAGGUCAAGGAGUGGCUGAAGGAGCUCGACGGCUUCGACAUCCCGGACCUGACCCCUAGCGCCGACGGUUCCUGCGUCGGGGAUCCCGCUGCUGCAGCAGAUGCUGCCAACCGUGGCUGGUGGACCUGUGGCGGUCACACAAGACCGACCGAUAUCGUUGCUUGCCCUGACAAGAUGACCUGGGGUGUCAGUUUCGAUGAUGGUCCUUCUCCUUACACCCUAACUCUGUUGAACUACCUAGACCAGAAGGACCUGAAGGCCACUUUCUUCGUUGUCGGCUCCCGAGUUAUCGAAAGGCCGCAAGUCCUGGUUGAAGAGUACAUGUCCGGCCAUGAAAUCAGCGUCCACACCUGGUCCCACCGUCCCUUGACCUCCUUGACGAAUGAGCAAAUAGUCGCCGAGCUCGGUUGGACGCGCAAGGCGAUCAAGACCGUCCUCGGGAUUACCCCCACGACCAUGCGCCCUCCCUACGGUGACAUUGAUGACCGUGUUCGUGCCAUUUCUUUGGCCAUGGGCAUGGUUCCCAUCAUCUGGACCAGCAGCCCUUCGGGCAUUCCCUUUGACACCAAUGACUGGCGUGUCGCUGGUGGUCUCGUCACUGGGCCUCAGUCCUUCGAGACUUUCCAGGGAAUCCUCGGUAACGCCUCGACUAUGGACACUGGCUUCAUCGUCUUGCAGCACGACUUGUAUCAGAUCACCGUAGAGCUUGCUACCGGCUACACGCUCGACGCCGCCAUGAACCACAACCCGCCGUUCACCUUGAAAGCCAUCGGCGACUGCAGCGACAUCCCCGUGACCGACCUCUAUCGGGAGACCACGACCAACACCUCGUUCCCGUAUACCAACACCUCAGACGCUAACUCCGAUACCUCUGCGGCCACCUCAGGCUCGCCUAGCUCCUCGCGAGGAAACGGAUCAAACACAUCCGGCGCAUCCAGAGGGGCUAUUGAGCACGCCAUCCCGGGACUGAGCAUCAUCCUGGCUGCGAGCGUCCUCGUCCUCGGUGGAUCGCUAUUUUAAACGAUUCUUGUGGUAUUAUUAGGACAUGUUCUAGGGACUCUUAUAUCCAUCGAAUCUCACCAUACCACUAUUCGUAAUUUCUAUAUUUUUCUAGAGUUUCUCGACAUCUGCUGGAGGAAAUGUGAAUGAUUAUUAUGGAUCCAUUGCGGGGCAUUGGGGUCUAAAUGGGACGGGCAGACGUGUCUACUUAAGGGGCAUGUGCGAGAAUGCGUACGUCUACGAAUCAGUCUUUGACACAAGCGCAUGGAUGGGAUGGUAUGACUGCAGUGUGAGAUUUGGAUGUUCUGAGACAGCGAUGUGCAGACGAUGGGACCUCUAUGUAACCCGGGUUGCAGAAAAUAAUGCACCUGACGGACGCUGAUGUACAAAGUGCGAUAAAUACGAGAGACUAGGAGAACGAGUCGGUGAACCGCACGCUCUUCCUGCGCGAGUGCCGGGACGACUCCUCGGUCGACGUCGAGGACGAGUCGGCGGCGACGGUGACGCCGAACCUGGCGGAUGAGGAAUCGGAUAUGGACGAGGCGCGCGAGCUGGUGAGGAAUUUGGAUAUGCCGACGAUCUUUAGGGGGAAGAAUGCGCGCGAGGAGCGCGGGGUGGAGGGUGCUGUGGACG
This is a messenger RNA of Gloeophyllum trabeum ATCC 11539, 2138 nucleotides long. RefSeq lists its product as uncharacterized. The transcript has 11 exons. NCBI's taxonomy places the organism in Eukaryota, Fungi, Basidiomycota, Agaricomycetes, Gloeophyllales, Gloeophyllaceae. Gene Ontology annotation, cellular component: membrane. Gene Ontology annotation, biological process: carbohydrate metabolic process. The record is from RefSeq and is a predicted model, not a curated record. Gene Ontology annotation, molecular function: chitin deacetylase activity. Bases 63 to 1526 code for a protein of 487 amino acids.